Nematocida major is the source of this 888-nucleotide messenger RNA. RefSeq names its product large subunit ribosomal protein L5e. Gene Ontology annotation, biological process: ribosomal large subunit assembly; translation. Gene Ontology annotation, molecular function: structural constituent of ribosome; 5S rRNA binding. NCBI's taxonomy places the organism in Eukaryota, Fungi, Microsporidia. The transcript has a single exon. The coding region runs from base 1 to 888 and encodes 295 amino acids. Gene Ontology annotation, cellular component: cytosolic large ribosomal subunit; ribosome. The record is from RefSeq and is a predicted model, not a curated record.
AUGUCAUUUGAAGAAGCAAGAGACCACAGAGCCCACAUGAAGAGAACGAGGCUGCCCCUGAGGAGGAGAAGAGAAGGAAAAACAGACUACCAGCAAAGACAUAACCUAAUCCGACACAACAAGGCAAACUACGGAGAAGUCAAGUCUAGAUUCGUCGUCAGAAUAACGAACAAGAAGGUUAUAUGCCAGAUCAUACAGGCGUACACCGUCGGAGAUAAAGUCAUCUGUGCAGCAGACUCCUCGGAGCUGAAGAAGUACGGAAUCAACUUCGGCCUUAAAAACUACGCAGCAGCAUACGCUACAGGCUUCCUCUGCGCAAGAAAGAUGCUCACAAAGCUCGGCCUCGCAGAAGACUACACCGGAAAGGAGGAACUCGACGGAGAAGAGUACCUGGAGUCAGAUAACGAAGAAGGACCGAAGGCGUUCAGGUGCUACCUCGACCUCGGACUCGCAAGAUCCACAAAAGGAGCAAAAGUCUUCGCAGCUAUGAAGGGAGCCUGCGAUGGAGGACUCUAUAUCCCGCACUCCCCGAAUAAGUUCGUGGGAUUCGACAAGGAGAGCAAAGAACUCGACGCAGAGGAGCUCAAGAGCAGAAUCUUCGGAGGACACGUCGCAGACUACAUGCGGAAACUGCAGGAGGAGGACGAGCAGGAGUACAACAGAAAGUUCGCAGAGUACAUUAAGAACGGAGUCACAGCAGACGAAAUAGAGCAGAAGUACGAGCAGGCAUUCGCCCUCAUCAGGCAGGACACCUUCCCGAAGAAGGAGAGAGCAGCAGUAGACAGGUCGAAGUACCAGAAUAAGCCGAGAAAGCUCACAAGCGAGGAGAGAAAGACAAGAGUCCAGGAGAAGUACAGAGUGCUCACAGGAGGCGCAGAGACAAACUAG